Messenger RNA from Paramecium primaurelia, 489 nucleotides. The record is from the annotation of a GenBank genome assembly. Lineage: Eukaryota; Ciliophora; Oligohymenophorea; Peniculida; Parameciidae.
AUAAUAUUUUAUUCAAAAAUGACAGCCAAAGAUGUUAUUAUGAAAAUGAACAAAGAAGCUGAAUACAAUGCACUUACAGCUGAUUUUUAAGGAAAUGAUACUAAAUUUGUAGGAGAAUAUGAAAAUGUUAAAAUUCCAUCUGAUAAAAAAGAGAUUAUUAAAGAUGCUUUCAGAAAGGUAGCUAUUGCUUGUAAACCCACUUUAAAGAAGUACAAUUAAUAAUCUAAUUUAGUCUUACUUUGAGAUAAAAUUGGUUAGAUAUGUAAGAUAGAGUGUAUAAUAGAGCAUAAUACUACACAAGUAUCAAAUAAUAUAUAUAAAUAGCUGAUGCAAAUUCAUGCAUUAGUGAUGCAAGAAAUGUAGCUGAAGUUAAUCUUUGUUGUGACAAUUAUAUUCAAAGACUCAAUAAUGAUUUCUAUAAUGAUGUCUUGCAAAUAUUAAAAGAUUAUUGAGAUAUUUCAUAUAUUAAAUAUAUACAAAAAAACAAAA